CUCGCGGAACAACGAAGCGUGUGGAUCCAAUGAGAUCACGCCGCGUCCAGGGCCCGGUGGCUGUAACGGGCUGGUGACUGCUGUAUCACUGAUAUCAAGGCAACACUGUGCAGCGUGACUAUAAAACAACGCGGUGGCGGCUGCCGCAUGGGUUUAGCUCAAUCGGCAUUUAUCUGAUAUUUACCAGGGAGCAGUAUUCAGUCUGAGAAGUGCAUAAAGAGCUGCUGGUCUUGUUUAUCAGCUUCACCUGCACCAAACAUUCAGUUCUGAUAGAAAAACUUCUAACAUUCAAGGUUACAAUGAGGGAAAAGCUGCCGUUAUUGGCGUUGUUCUGCCUCGUCUUAGCACUCUUUCCUUCUCCAACAGCUUCGGUCGCUGUGAUGUCUGUAGACCUGGGAAGUGAGUGGAUGAAAGUAGCUAUAGUUAAGCCUGGUGUGCCGAUGGAAAUCGUUCUGAACAAGGAGUCCAGAAGGAAAACUCCAGUGGCUGUAUGCUUAAAAGAAAACGAAAGACUCUUUGGGGAUGGUGCUAUGGGAGUGUCUGUGAAAAAUCCCAAAGUGGUAUACAGAUAUCUCCAGAGUCUUUUGGGAAAGACUGCUGAUAACUUCCAGGUUGAACAGUAUCAGAAACACUUUCCUGAGCACCAGAUACUCCAAGAUGAAAAGAGGGGAACGGUGUAUUUUAAAUACUCUGAGGAGGUGCAGUAUACACCAGAGGAGCUCUUGGGCAUGGUACUAAACUACUCUCGUGGCCUGGCUGAGGACUUUGCAGAACAAACCGUUAAAGACAUAGUUAUCACUGUUCCAGCCUUUUUUAACCAGGCAGAACGUAGAGCAGUCCUGCAGGCUGCUCAGAUGGCAGGUUUGAAGGUCCUUCAACUCAUCAACGACAAUACAGCUGUGGCUUUGAACUAUGGACUCUUCAGGAGGAAAGACAUCAACUCAACUGCUCAGAAUGUGAUGUUUUAUGACAUGGGAUCAGGCAGUACAACGGCCACGAUAGUCACUUACCAGACAGUAAAGACCAAAGAGGCAGGCACACAGCCUCAGCUGCAAAUCCGUGGAGUCGGCUUUGAUAGGACUCUUGGGGGUUUUGAAAUGGAGCUGAGACUGAGGGAUCACCUAGCCAAAGUCUUCAACGGGCAAAAGAAAUCAAAGAAAGAUGUAAAGGAGAACGCACGUGCCAUGGCCAAACUGCUGAAGGAGGCGCAAAGAGUUAAGACAGUGCUGAGUGCAAAUGCUGAACAUGUAGCUCAGAUUGAAGGGCUGAUGGAUGAUAUCGACUUUAAGGCAAAGGUGACCCGUGCGGAGUUUGAGGCUCUGUGUUCUGAUCUGUUUGACAGAGUGUCAGUACCAGUACAGCAGGCACUUGCUGCUUCUGAGAUGUCUUUGGAUGAGAUUGACCAAGUCAUUUUGGUUGGAGGAGCUACUCGCGUUCCUAGAGUGCAGGAAGUGCUUCUUGCAGCAACAAAAAAAGAUGAGCUGGGGAAGAACAUAAAUGCUGAUGAGGCAGCAGCGAUGGGUGCGGUGUACCAGGCUGCAGCUCUGAGUAAAGCGUUUAAGGUCAAGCCCUUCCUGGUCCGAGACGCAGCAGUCUUUCCAAUACAGGUGGAAUUUAGCCGUGAGACUGAUGAAGAGGAAGGCGCCAAGGGAAUCAAACACAACAAGCGCAUUCUGUUUCAGAGGAUGGCGCCAUAUCCCCAGCGCAAAGUCAUCACCUUCAAUCGUUACACUGAUGAUUUCAUUUUCAACAUCAACUACGGAGACCUCAGCUUCCUCAGCCAAGAUGAUCAGAAGAUGUUUGGCUCGGUGAACCUGACCACAGUGAAGCUGUCUGGAGUUGGGGACAGCUUUAAGAAGCACUCUGAUGCGGAGUCCAAAGGCAUCAAGGCCCAUUUCAACAUGGAUGAGAGUGGUUUACUCAUUUUAGACAGGGUGGAAUCAGUGUUUGAGACUGUUGUAGAGGAGAAAGAGGAAGAAUCAACUCUCACGAAACUGGGGAACACAAUUUCCAGCCUGUUUGGAGGUGGGAGCACAGAACCCACUGCUAAUGUGACAGAACCAGUACAGGAUGAAGAGGAGGUUCCUUCUGAAGCUGGAAAAGACCAAGAAGAGGCAGUGGAGAAGACCAAGGCUGCCCAAGAGCAAUCUGAGCCAGAGGAGAAAAGCCAAGGAGAGAAAAGCAAAGAGCCUCCGACUGAGGAGGAGAAAGCUGAUAAGGGCGCUGAUAAAGAGGAGCCUCCUGCGGAUAAGGAGGCUGAGGCGUCCGAGAAACCUGAUGAUGGGAAAGCAGUUGAAGCAAAGGAGGAAGAUAAGGAGGCAGAGAAGAAACCUAAAGCUCAGAAAAAGAGCAAAAUCUCUGUAGAUAUUGGAGUGGAGCUGGAGGUUAAUGAUGUGCUUAAUCCCAGCCCAGAAGAGAUUGAUGUCUCGAAAAAGAAGCUGCAGGAUCUCACCAACAGAGAUCUGGAAAAACAGGAGAGGGAGAAGGCUCUAAACAGCCUGGAGGCGUUCGUCUUUGAGACACAGGAUAAACUGUACCAGGAUGAGUACCAGGCUGUGGUUACUGAAGAGGAGAAGGAAGCCAUCUCCAGUAAGCUCAGUGAGGCUUCAGCAUGGUUGGAUGAUGAGGGCUAUUCAGCAGGAACCAAGGAGCUGAAGGAGAAGCUGAGCGAGCUGAAGAAGCUGUGCAAAGCUAUGUUCUUUCGAGUGGAUGAGAGGAAGAAAUGGCCAGACAGACUAGCAGCCCUUGACAGCAUGCUCAAUCACUCUGCCAUGUUCUUGAAGGGUGCUAAAUUGAUUUCAGAAGAUGACCAGAUUUUCACUGAAGUUGAGCUGAAGACCUUGGAGAAAGUUAUAAAUGAGACUAUGACCUGGAAGAAUGAAACUGUGGCUGAGCAGGAGAAACGCUCUCCUACAGAGAAACCUGUGUUGUUAUCUAAAGACAUUGAGGCCAAACUCUCCCUCUUGGAUAGAGAGGUCAGCUAUCUGCUCAACAAAGCCAAGUUUGCCAAGCCAAAGCCCAAACCUAAAGACAAGAACUCCACCAGCACUGAGAAUGGCAAAACGAAUAGUACAAACUCGGAGCAAGUUAUUCCUCCCAAAGAUGAAUCCAAUGGAGCUGAGGAGGUGAAACCAGUAGAGGAACCUCCCACCAAGGAGAAUAAAAAGGAGACUGAGACAGAGCCAGAAAUAGUAGAAAAAACAGAAGACAAAGAAACAGGGGACAGUGAUUCACAAAACCAUAUAGGAGAUGAAUUAUAACUACUGGAACAUUCUCGUUUUUGUGUUGUAUUUAUUGACUGUAAUAGGGUUCCCCCCCCCCCCCCCCCCCCAUCUUUUUUACAUCUGUUCUCCUCGCACCACAAGAAGACAUUUUGGAGCAUGGCAGCAUUUUCAUAUAGUAGCUUUCCAUUUAUUAAUUGUGAUCUAUUGAAACUGAAUACAUUUCAGCUUGAAGGUCUUUGGGCAACUGCAGUGAGUGUUGAUCCUGUCUGCCUGUACGGAAUGUACACGUUGCAGCAUUUCCCUCAUUCUGUGUGCACUUGUUGGGAUUAUAAAUGCACAAAAUGAGCUCACUCCAUGUAAAGUUCACUAUGGCUUCAUGAAUAUUUUAACAUUUUUGUGCUGGAGUCUAGACUUUAACCUAAAAUUCUAGACUCGUAUGAGAAGAGAUGCAGGAUGAAUUUGGAUAUGACCUUAAUUUCUUUCCACGCCAGUUUGUCAUCUACAAUGCAAUUUCUAGUAAUUUGCAUAACCAGAGAUGAUGAUGAUGAUGAUUUGAAAAUGUAAGACUUUUAAAGAAAACUCCUUUCCUGGGCUGCUUUUUUGUUUCAGUGUAUGGGUCUAGAAAUGCAGAAUUCUUUCAGUGGAAUACAAUAAGCAAAAAAAAAAAAAAGUGAAAUGUGCUCCUUUUUCUAAAUUAAAUGUGUAUGGAUCAUGUGGUUUCAGUAUUCAUUCCCAUUAUGUCACUGUACUUGCAUUAUACACUGACCACUUUAUUAGGAACCCCUGUUAAUUCAUGUAAUUAUCCAGCUGACCAAUCAUGUGGCAGCAGUGCGGUGUUUAAAAUCCUGGAAAUACAGGUCAAGUGCUUCAGUUCAUGUUCACAUGAAACAAAAUGGCUGGUGCCAGAUGGGUUGGUUAGAGUAUUUCCAUCUCCUGGGAUUUUCAUGCACAAUAUUCUCUAGAGUUUACACAGAAUGGUGUUUACGUUUGACAUGUUGCUGAUUUGAGAUGCUUCUUGUAAGCUUGAAUGCCAGUCUGGCCAUUUGCUGCUGAAAACUUCUGCUUGCAGUGCUACCACUCAUUGAAUGGUUGGUUGCCCUUCCCCCUCGCCCAGUGUUUUGAGGUGAAUAUUUUAUUUAACUGAAGCUCUUGACCUGCAGCUGCAUGAUUUUUAUGCAUUGUGCUGCUGCCACAUAAUGGGCUGAUUUUUGGAUAAUUGCACGAAUGAGCAAUGUAGAGGUGUUUCUUAUAUAGUGGACAGCAAGUGUAGGCUAACACCACUGAGGCAUACACCACCAUUAGCUUUCCCCCUUUCUUUUGCUGAUCAUGUCCACACUCUUGCAUUACCAGUGAUGGUGAAUUUCUAAGGACUCAUUUGACUGCACUGACGUUAAAGUUAGGUUUUGUUUUUCCCCUCAUGAGAGCUUUUUCUAUUCUAAGAAAGUAACAAUGCAGAUUCUUUAUUCUUCCUUUGUCUGUUCCCUUCUCUUCAUGCUUCUGUUUUUUUUUUGUUUUUUCGUUUCUGGUCUGUUGAGGGAAGAGUCCAUGUCUGGGGGGGAAAGGGAUAUUUUGUUUCUAAGCUGUUAAUAAAAUCCUUUUUAAAUCUCAA
This is a messenger RNA of Neoarius graeffei (lesser salmon catfish), 4833 nucleotides long. RefSeq names its product hypoxia up-regulated 1 (gene hyou1). The coding region runs from base 300 to 3260 and encodes 986 amino acids. The transcript is spliced from 24 exons. Gene Ontology annotation, biological process: cellular response to hypoxia; negative regulation of hypoxia-induced intrinsic apoptotic signaling pathway; endoplasmic reticulum unfolded protein response. The record is from RefSeq and is a predicted model, not a curated record. Gene Ontology annotation, cellular component: endoplasmic reticulum chaperone complex. Gene Ontology annotation, molecular function: ATP binding; ATP-dependent protein folding chaperone. NCBI's taxonomy places the organism in Eukaryota, Metazoa, Chordata, Actinopteri, Siluriformes, Ariidae.